AUGCUAUUGAUCGCUUUCAUUAAAGACCCUUUAAAAUGUUUUCGAAAUUCUGCGACGUAUCUUGUUGGUAAUCUAGCUUUGUCUGACUUGCUCGUUAAUGUUGUGACGAUGACAAACACUUUUUGGGUGUUCGAGAAUGCGGUCGUUGUCGUAUUGCAAUAUUUUUCAUUUUAUUUAUCAAUGCUGACAAUUUUUUCGAUCGCUCUUGAUCGAUACUUGAUGAUAACCUACCCGUUCAAACAUCGGUUCCUAAUGAGUGGGAAAAAGAUGGCAAUAUGGAUUGCUCUUAUUUGGUUUCUAAGCGCCGUUCAUCUAGUGAAGAGUAUUGUUAUUCCCAAAGAAAAUGACGUCACUACAGUACGAGGGAUCGUUUUAGCUUUGGUACUAUUCACCGCCCUUCUCUACGGCAAAACUUAUUUCGCGUUACGAAAACAAGCGAGGUCCAUGAUUGGUAAAAAAACUACAUUUUCUUCGAAGCAAAGUCGGUAUGCGCUCGACAAAAGCAUUUCGAUGGAAAGCAAAAUUUGUGUUGAAAGUGAAAAUCAGGAUAAUCAGGAUAAUCGUGUUCAAAAUGGAAUUGGACGUGCUUAAAGCCUGGAUGAACGUGCUGAAAAUCAGUAUGAGCGUGCUGAAAUUGAAAAUGAACGUGCCAAAAGUCAGAGUGAACGUGAUCAAAGCCUGGAUGAACGUGCUAAAAAUCAAAAUCAUCUUGCCGGGAAACAGAAUGACCGUUCCCAAAAUCGGUAUGAACGUGCUGAAAUUGAAAAUGAACGUGCUGAAAGUCGCAAUCAACUUGCUCAAAAUAAAAACGAUCGUGUUGAAAGUCAGAAUGAACGUGCUCGACGUGAAGACCUUUCCUCCAACAAAACGCCUAAAAAUUCCCAAAUAAUGAGCAAUACAAGGGAACAGAAGUUCUUAAACACUAUAAUUAUAAUUGCAUGUAUUGCUGUCGUUACAGUGAUGCCAGGAGUAAUUUAUGGCUACCUUGGUGGUUGGGUAAUUGCAUCCGCAGACAAAAACAGGAUUCUUCCAGCUGUUUUAGUUGCGAUAUUUUGUCUGAAUUUUGCCGUUAAUCCUUUCGUCUAUUGCUUGCGUUUGAAGCGUUAUCGGAAAACGUUUAAAAUGGUCUAUGGUUGCCAACAUUGA
This is a messenger RNA of Paramuricea clavata, 1146 nucleotides long. Lineage: Eukaryota; Metazoa; Cnidaria; Anthozoa; Malacalcyonacea; Plexauridae. The record is from the annotation of a GenBank genome assembly.